UUUGGAACUUACAGGUGAGCAGACUCUCUCCAAACUCGAAUCUUUUUUUUUAACGUAUUUCUAUCUUUAGAAAUAUGGGUUUUGGUUUUCUUUAUGUUUUUUAUAUGAUUAUAUAGUUUCAUGAUUUGAAGUUUUGGUGACUAAGAAAAGAGGGUUUGCAAGAGAAGUUUUGUUAGUGAUGAUUUUUGUGGGAAUUCUUUGUUAUGAUUGUUAAUGAUAUUGCUCCCCAUGCCUAUAGAGCUAAACCACAUAUAUAUGAUUGAUGAAAUGAUCAUUUUGUGCUGCAAUUCUUGCGUUUCUGUUUUUUGACUCAUGUAUAGGAACAAAAUGCCUAUUUUUCAAGAAAUUGUUCCAUAAAUUUCCUUGAUAUUAUAUAUAUGUAGGCAAUUGAUGAAAUGAUUAUUUUGUUGUGCAGCUCUUGUUUUUCUGUUUUUGACUCAUUUAUAGGAUAAAAAAUGCCUAUUUCCAUAAAACUGUUCCAUAAAUUUCAAUCAAGAAUUAUGUAAGUUUAAAUCUAAACUAUGAUAGAUUUUGGCCUCGGCUUUUAUCUGCAGUUAGCAGUUGUUUGUUGUUGAAGAAUAUGAGGUGCUUUCACUUCUCCAAUGGUCAUAAUACUGAUGAGCCACAGACCACGAAAUUCGCAUCAGGUGGCUCGUCCACGUCCAUGUCCACGUCCACGGAUCUUGAUGUCAGAAAACUAGGGUCGGAGAACGUAUCAGACAUAAGCAGCGCGUCGUCUGCUAAGAUCUCGUUCGCUAGCCUGUCUCAGAAGCACAGCAACCUCAGGGUGUUCACAUUUGCAGAGCUGAAAGCUGCAACGAAGAGCUUCAGCCGCGCCCUCAUGCUUGGAGAGGGCGGGUUUGGGCCCGUGUAUAGGGGCGUUUUGAGGGAGAAGGCAGAUUCGAGUAAACGGAUUGACAUUGCUGUUAAACAGCUCAGCAGCAGAGGAUUACAGGGGCACAAGGAGUGGGUGACAGAAGUGAAUGUGCUUGGCAUUGUUGAUCAUCCGAAUCUUGUGAAGCUCGUAGGCUACUGUGCUGAAGACGACGAGAGAGGGAUCCAACGCCUUCUGGUGUACGAGUACAUGCCAAAUCGGAGCGUGCAGGAUCAUAUAUCAAGUCGAUUUCACGCACCUCUGCCAUGGGCCACUAGGCUAAAAGUAGCUCAGGAUGCUGCAAAGGGACUAGCAUAUCUUCAUGAGGGCAUGGAAUUUCAGAUUAUCUUCAGAGAUUUCAAGUCAUCAAACAUUCUUUUGGAUGAGCAGUGGAGUGCUAAGCUCUCAGAUUUUGGGUUGGCCAAAUUAGGCCCUGCAGAUGGAUUAAGUCAUGUGUCUACUGCUGUUGUGGGGACCGUGGGAUACGCUGCACCGGAGUACAUCCAGACGGGGCGGCUGACAGCCAAGAGCGACGUGUGGAGCUACGGGAUCUUCCUGUACGAGCUCAUCACGGGGAGGCGCCCCUUUGACAGGAACCGGCCAAAAGAUGAGCAGAAGCUCUUGGAUUGGGUGAGGCCACACCUCUCGGACAUGAAGAAGUUCGAGCAGAUCAUCGACCCUCGUCUCAACGGCAAGUACGACGUCAGGUCCGCUCAGAAGCUCGCAGCCAUCGCCAACCGGUGUCUCAUUAGGCACCCCAAGAACCGGCCUAGAAUGAGUGAAGUUCUGGAGAUGGUUAACCAUGUUGUCAAAGCGAUGAGCACUGAUCAGAGCCCGGAUGCCUCGUUCGAGCGCGCCCUUCUCGCGCCUGACAACGGCCGAUCUUUGCAAGAACGUCUCAAGAGGAGGAUUCUUGACCACAUCAAGGGAGAUCACAAGUGCUUGAGCUGGAGGUCGUGGAGGAGAGAAGUGGCGAGUCAAGAGAUUUGACUGUUUUUGUAUGAGAAAGUGAUGGUGGAGAUCAUGCACAUGCACACCAAGGGAGAUUUUCUUAUAGUUUCAAGUUGUUAAUUUUAACUAAGUUUUGGUUUUCAAAAAUGUAAAUAAAAUAUGCUUGUACAAAUCUUUCAUUACGUUUUGACGUGUACUCAUGCAAUAGAAUAUGAAAUCAAAUAUAGUAUUUUCU
Salvia miltiorrhiza (redroot sage) is the source of this 2060-nucleotide messenger RNA. RefSeq names its product serine/threonine-protein kinase PCRK1-like. The transcript is spliced from 4 exons. The record is from RefSeq and is a predicted model, not a curated record. Lineage: Eukaryota; Viridiplantae; Streptophyta; Magnoliopsida; Lamiales; Lamiaceae. Bases 581 to 1864 code for a protein of 427 amino acids. Gene Ontology annotation, biological process: protein phosphorylation. Gene Ontology annotation, molecular function: ATP binding; protein kinase activity.